Messenger RNA from Oryzias melastigma (Indian medaka), 2106 nucleotides. It is a transcript of the gene smu1a, whose product is annotated as SMU1 DNA replication regulator and spliceosomal factor a. Gene Ontology annotation, molecular function: protein binding. Gene Ontology annotation, biological process: mRNA splicing, via spliceosome. Lineage: Eukaryota; Metazoa; Chordata; Actinopteri; Beloniformes; Adrianichthyidae. The transcript is spliced from 12 exons. Gene Ontology annotation, cellular component: precatalytic spliceosome. The record is from RefSeq and is a predicted model, not a curated record. The coding region runs from base 133 to 1674 and encodes 513 amino acids.
GAAGUGUCUCUGUGCUGUCGAACCAAAUAAGAUUCAGACUUUUAUUUUGAAGAGCAGUAUCACCUCCAUCACUUCCGUAUCUCCUCCUUUGCUGCAUGAGUGUUUCUGGCUGCUGUUUUCAGAUAAAUAAUCAUGUCUAUAGAGGUGGAAUCUGCAGACGUCAUCCGUCUGAUCAUGCAGUACUUGAAGGAGAACAAUCUGCACCGGACCCUGGCCUCCCUGCAGGAGGAGACCACGGUGUCUCUGAACACGGUGGACAGCAUAGAGAGUUUUGUAGCGGACAUCAACAGCGGACACUGGGACACCGUCCUGCAAGCCAUCCAGUCGCUCAAGCUGCCGGAUAAAACCCUGAUAGACCUCUACGAGCAGGUGGUGUUGGAGCUGAUCGAGCUGAGAGAGCUGGGCGCGGCCCGUUCCCUCCUCAGACAGACGGAUCCCAUGAUCAUGCUGAAGCAGACCCAGCCAGAGAGAUACAUCCACCUGGAGAACCUGCUGGCUCGCUCCUACUUUGAUCCCCGAGAGGCGUAUCCCGACGGCAGCAGUAAGGAGAAGCGGCGGGCCGCCAUCGCUCAGGCGUUGGCCGGAGAGGUCAGCGUGGUGCCUCCAUCUCGUCUCAUGGCUCUGCUGGGACAGUCUCUGAAGUGGCAGCAGCAUCAGGGGCUCCUCCCCCCUGGAAUGACCAUCGACUUGUUCAGAGGAAAAGCUGCCGUCAAAGACGUGGAGGAGGAGCGUUUCCCCACGCAGCUCUGCCGACACAUCAAGUUUGGACAGAAGUCUCACGUGGAGUGUGGGCGGUUCUCCCCCGACGGUCAGUACCUGGUCACUGGAUCUGUGGACGGCUUCAUUGAAGUCUGGAACUUCACCACCGGAAAGAUCAGAAAGGAUCUGAAGUACCAGGCUCAGGAUAACUUCAUGAUGAUGGACGACGCCGUGCUGUGUAUGGGCUUCAGCCGCGACACCGAGAUGCUGGCCACCGGCGCUCAGGACGGAAAGAUUAAGGUGUGGAAGAUCCAGAGCGGCCAGUGCCUGCGCCGCUUUGAGCGCGCUCACAGCAAAGGCGUGACCUGCGUGAGUUUCUGUAAGGACAGCAGCCAGCUGCUGAGCGCCUCCUUCGACCAGACCAUCAGGAUCCACGGGCUGAAGUCUGGGAAGACUCUGAAGGAGUUUCGGGGUCACACGUCCUUCGUCAACGAGGCCACCUUCACCCCGGACGGCCAUCACAUCAUCAGCGCCUCGUCUGACGGCACGGUGAAGCUGUGGAACGUGAAGACCACGGAGUGCAGCAGCACCUUCAAACCUCUGGGCACGUCGGCCGGCACCGACAUCACCGUCAACAACGUCCUCCUGCUGCCCAAGAACCCGGAGCACUUCGUGGUCUGUAACCGCUCCAACACGGUGGUCAUCAUGAACAUGCAGGGACAGAUCGUGAGGAGCUUCAGCUCCGGAAAGAGGGAGGGCGGAGACUUCGUGUGCUGCACGCUGUCGCCGCGCGGCGAGUGGAUCUACUGCGUGGGCGAGGACUUUGUGCUUUACUGCUUCAGCACGGUGACGGGCAAACUGGAGAGAACGCUGACGGUCCACGAAAAGGACGUGAUCGGCAUCGCCCACCACCCCCACCAGAACCUGAUCGGCACCUACAGCGAGGACGGCCUGCUGAAGCUCUGGAAGCCUUGAAGCCCCGCCCACGGAGAAGCCUGGACUCCACCCUCAGCAGCUGUUCUGGCUCUCAUUGUCAUCCUUUUCUGGACUUUCAGGGUCAGAUCUGCAGGAGAGAAUCAGCAGAGCGUGUGUUGUCGGUUUGUUUGAUCUGGUAGAAAAACCAAAAGUCAGAACGUUGAAGCGGUGAGGGUUGUCUCGGAUGCCUUCAAAAGCUCAGAUUUUUUUCACAUUUCCUCUUUUGUAAAUAUUUUUUAGUUGUUUUUUUCUAAAACUUUGGUUAAACAGCCGACGCUCCGGUCUGUUUGAGCCGAAGCUGAAGGAGAUUCUGCUCAAACGGAAAAAUGAAUUUACAUUUUUGUCGACCCCACUCGUAAGUUUAAAGGUUACGGACUUACAAAUGUCUCCUGUCACAUGUUUUAUUUCACCAUUAAAGCUGUUUAACCAGAA